This is a messenger RNA of Olea europaea var. sylvestris, 1750 nucleotides long. RefSeq names its product pyruvate, phosphate dikinase regulatory protein 1, chloroplastic. NCBI's taxonomy places the organism in Eukaryota, Viridiplantae, Streptophyta, Magnoliopsida, Lamiales, Oleaceae. The transcript is spliced from 3 exons. The record is from RefSeq and is a predicted model, not a curated record. Gene Ontology annotation, molecular function: transferase activity, transferring phosphorus-containing groups; ATP binding. The coding region runs from base 37 to 1275 and encodes 412 amino acids.
AAGAAAAAAGCCAAAGAAAAUUCGCUAAAAAAAAAAAUGAUGAUUUCUUCCACCGCCUUAACACUGUCGAACCUCCGUCCAACACCUUCGCCGACCACCGCCUCCCUUCCCGAAUCCAACUCCAAACCUUCAUCUCCAUCCACCUCCGAACCUUCAUCUCCUCCCAAACCGCAGGCUCGAAGAUUCAAACCCAGUCCUCAGCUAAACCGCUGGUCCAGAGCUCGCGCCAUAAGGUCCGGCCAUAAACUAGACCGUCUAAUUCAGCAGCCCAGUGUGGAAAUGAAUCGUUCGAAUAGCUCUCAGCUCGCUAAUAAUGGUUACGAUGGAAGUGAAUUGCAUCUUCUAUCUCCUUCUAACGAAAGCGGGAGUAACGGAGAUGAUUCAACGGACUUGACGGCGGGGAAGUCGAUAUAUAUGGUUUCUGAUGGGACAGGGUGGACGGCCGAGCACUCCGUUAAUGCGGCUUUAGGGCAGUUCGAUUAUUGUUUGGUCGAUCGGGUUUGCCCUGUUAAUACUCACCUGUUCUCCGGAAUUGAUGAUGUUGAGCGCUUGAUGGAGAUUAUCAAGCAAGCAGCCAAGGAAGGUGCAAUGGUUGUGUAUACUUUAGCUGAUCAGUCAAUAGCUGAAACAGCUAGACAAGCAUGUGAGCUUUGGGGCGUAACAUCUACUGAUAUACUUGGUCCUAUAACAGAGGCAAUUGCUUCCCAUCUUGGUGUUUCACCUUCUGGUCUUCCCCGCUGGGCUCCAGGCAGAAAGAACUCCCUUAAUGAGGAGUACUUCCGAAGGAUUGAAGCAAUUGAGUUUACAAUAAAGCAAGAUGAUGGGGCCUUGCCUGAAAACCUGCAUAAGGCUGAUAUUGUUCUUGCUGGUGUAUCUCGUACUGGGAAGACACCACUGUCUAUUUAUCUAUCACAGAAAGGGUACAAAGUGGCAAAUGUUCCGAUUGUAAAGAAUGUAGGGUUGCCAAGGAGUUUAUUUGAGAUUGACCCAGAGAAAGUCUUUGCUUUGACUAUUAACCCUGUUGUCCUUCAAACAAUCAGAAGGGCAAGAGCAAAGACCUUGGGCUUUGAUGAUGAAAUAAGGAGCAACUAUUCUGAAAUGGACUAUGUGAAAGAAGAGCUGGAAUUCGCCAGUAAAACUUUUCAACAAAAUCCCAUCUGGCCGGUGAUUGAAGUUACAGGGAAAGCAAUAGAAGAAACAGCGGCAGUUGUACUAAGGCUAUACCAUGACAGAAAGAACAGAUGCUCAAUGCCGAGAAUUUCCAAACGCUACUAGAAAAUGGAGAUUGAGGGUCCUGAAACCUGUUUUGAUUGGAUCUUGAGCUGAACAAAUAGAUAAUCUAUUUUGUAAACAAGUAUUAUGGAGCAUAAAAAGUUAUUAGUUAGGGGAGCAUGUCUAUGUUGAAAAUUAUCGUGUAGUCAGGUGACUCAGGUGAUAUCUAAGCAUAGCGUAUGAUCUUGAGAAGUUGUAAUAUGUUACGGCCCAUCAUGUUUCUUAAAUGUUGUGCAUGUAAAUAAUUAUGUUUACACCAGAUUAUAGCCUUCUUUUUCACAUACAAGUAUGGUUAAAUAUAAACGUCAAAGCAUUGGAAUCAAUGAGAUUAUAUAUCUUGUAAUGUGAUUAACUAUAGUGAGAAUUUUGAUAGUUUAAUUAAUGUUUUCUGUAUUUGCAACCAUAUAGUGUUUUUGAAUCCUUGCUGCAAAUUUAUGUAAACAUUUGGCAUAUAAAUGCAUUUUGUUUUUACAAUUUA